Messenger RNA from Odobenus rosmarus divergens (Pacific walrus), 2717 nucleotides. RefSeq names its product complement component 7 (gene C7). The record is from RefSeq and is a predicted model, not a curated record. The transcript is spliced from 18 exons. Gene Ontology annotation, biological process: immune response. Gene Ontology annotation, molecular function: protein binding. Lineage: Eukaryota; Metazoa; Chordata; Mammalia; Carnivora; Odobenidae. The coding region runs from base 186 to 2717 and encodes 843 amino acids. Gene Ontology annotation, cellular component: membrane attack complex.
GAGUAUCUGGUUGGGGUAGGAGCUAAGUCUCAGAACCACUUGCUUUAUUUAUGAGUGCCAAGUUAAUCCCCAGCAGGGAGAGACAGGGAGGGAGCAGGCUGCUGGGCUCUUCCUGCUGUUGAAAGUUCACCGGGCACUCAGUGGAAAUUUUCUUCCUUUCUUCUGCCCUGAAUGUUUCCCCAAACAUGAAGGUAAUAACUUUAUUCAUCUUGGUGGGAUUUACAGGAGAGUUCCAAGUUUUUUCAAGAGCCUCCACUCCAGUCACUUGCCAGUGGGAUUCCUACGGAUUGUGGUCAGAAUGCAAUGGUUGUACCAAGACUCAGACUCGCAGGCGGUCAGUUGCUGUUUAUGGGCAGUAUGGGGGCCAUCCUUGCGUUGGAAGUGCAUUUGAAACACAAUCGUGUGAAUCUACACUAGGAUGUCCGACAGAAGAGGGAUGUGGAGAGCGGUUCAGGUGUUUCUCAGGCCAGUGCAUCAGCAAAUCUUUGGUUUGCAAUGGGGAUUCUGACUGUGAAGAGGACAGCGCUGAUGAAGACAGAUGCGAGGACUCAGAAAGCAGACCUUCCUGUGACCUUGAUAAGCCUCCUCCCAACAUAGAACUUACUGGAAACGGUUACAAUGAACUCACUGGCCAGUUUAGGAAGAGAGUCAUCAACACUAAAAGUUUUGGUGGUCAAUGCAGAAAAGUGUUUAGUGGGGAUGGAAAAGAUUUCUAUAGACUGAGUGGAAAUAUCCUUUCCUAUACAUUCCAGGUGAAAAUAAAUAAUGAUUUUAAUUAUGAAUUUUACAACAGUAGCUGGUCUUAUGUAAAGCUUACCUCGGCAGAACAUACCUCAUCUAGUAGGAAAAGCUCCUUUUUCAGAUCUUCAUCAUCUUCUUCAUCUAGUUAUACUUCACAUACCAAUGAAAUCCACAAGAAAAAGAGUCAUCAUUUGUUGGUUGUCCAGAACACCGUGGAAGUGGCUCAGUUUGUCAAUAACAAUCCGGAAUUUUUACAACUUGCUGAGCCAUUCUGGAAGGAACUCUCCUUCCUUCCCUCUCUGUAUGACUACAGUGCCUACCGAAGAUUAAUUGGCCAGUAUGGGACACAUUAUCUGCAGUCUGGGUCCCUAGGAGGAGAGUACAAAGUUCUAUUUUAUGUGGACUCAGAAAAAAUCAAAAAUAGUGGUCUUAGUUCAGCAGAUAUGAAGAGAUGUACUUCCUCAAGUUCCAAAUUUUUCUUUACAUCAUCGAAGGGCAAAUGCCAAAAGCUGGAAGAGGCCUUAAAAUCAGACUCAGGAACUCAGGGCAACGUGCUGCGAGGGGACCCAUUUGUCACGGGGGGAGGUUCAGGCUUCGUGUCUGGCCUCAGUUUCCUGGAGCUGGACAAUCCUGCUGGAAACAAACAGCGAUAUUCUUCCUGGGCAGAAUCUGUGACUGGUCUUCCCCAAGUCAUAAAACAAAAGCUGACGCCCUUGUAUGAGCUGGUAAAGGAAGUACCCUGUGCCUCCGUGAAAAGACUAUACCUGAAGCGAGCUCUUGAGGAAUAUCUGGAUGAAUUUGACCCCUGCCAUUGCCGACCUUGUCAAAAUGGUGGCAUUGCCACCGUUGAGGGGACCCAAUGUCAGUGCCACUGCAAACCGUAUACAUUUGGUGUGGCUUGUGAGCAAGGAGUCCUCGUAGGGAAUGAAGCAGGAGGAGUGGAUGGGGGCUGGAGUUGCUGGUCCUCUUGGGGCCCCUGUGUUCAAGGGAAGAAAACAAGGAGACGAGAAUGCAAUAACCCACCGCCCAGUGAGGGUGGGCGAUCCUGUAUUGGAGAACCGUCCGAAAGCAGCCCAUGCGAGCAGGAGGAGCUGGAGCAUUUGCGAUUGCUUGAACCACAUUGUUUUCCUUUGUCUUUGGCUCCAAAAGAAUUCUGUCCAUCACCUCCUGCCUUGAAAGAUGGAUUUGUUCAAGAUGAAGGUGCGAUGUUUCCUGUUGGGAAAAACGUAGUAUAUACUUGCGAUGAAGGAUACUCUCUUAUUGGAGACCCUGUAGCCAGAUGCGGAGACGAUUUACGGUGGCUUGUUGGAGAAAUGCAUUGUCAGAAAAUUGCCUGCGUUCUACCUGCAUUGAUGGAUGGCAUACAGAGUCAUCCCCACAAACCGUUCUAUGGAGUUGGUGAGAAGGUGACCAUUUCCUGUUCAGGUGGCAUGUCCUUAGAAGGUCCUUCAGCAUUUCUCUGUGGAUCCAGCCUUAAGUGGAGUCCUGAUAUGAAGAGUGUUCAGUGUGUGCAAAAAGAUGCCCCUUUGCCACCAGCAGUGCCCAAAUGUCAGCGCUGGGAGAAACUGCAGAAUUCAAGUUGUGUUUGUAAAAUGCCCUAUGAAUGUGGAUCCUCCUUGGAUGUAUGUGCUCGAGAUGAGAGAAGCAAAAGGAUAUUGCCUCUGACAGUUUGCAAGAUGCAUGUUCUCCACUGUCAGCGUAGAAAUUACACCCUUGCUGGGAGGGACAGUUGCGCUCUGCCUGUCCCCACUGAGAAAGCCUGUGGUGCCUGUCCACUCUGGGGAAAAUGUGAUGCCCAGAGCGGUAGGUGUGUCUGCAGGGAAGCCUCGGAGUGCGAGGAAGGCGGCUUUCGCGUCUGCGUGGACGUGGACGGCGUGGAGCAGACGAUGAGCGAGUGCGCGGCCGGCGCGCUCAGGUGCCGAGGGCAGGACGUCACUGUUACCAGCACACGGCCCUGCGCCCCGGGGACCUCGUAG